CAAUGGACGCGCACUGGCUGGGUAACCAUCUCACGGGAAUAGUCCUUUGCGCUGGGGCAACGGUACUCCUAGUUCAUUAUUCUCGCAAAAUUUGGCUCUUGAAUAAGGCAGCGCCCGCCAGUGAGAAGUCGAACAAUAAUGAGAACGAACUUGCCGUUUCGUUUGUUUUUCCCAAUUUCGACCCUUGCAAAGAGUCGGUAGAAAACAUCAAGCCGGUACCUUACCGUCCUUUCCGCUGGGGCACGUACCAUGUUACGAUGGGUAUCAGAAACAUCUCUUGGGACUCUUGGAUCGAGAUGGAUAACCAGUUUGCGGAUUAUCACCGCCUUCGUGCGCACCGCAUGAAAAAGCGCGGAGAGCGAGUCGUGCAAACACUUCCAGAGAGUCCCAACGUUCCGACAUCAGGAUUUGACGCAGCAAGGGAGCUGGUUCAUGAGCUUGCAGAAUACCUUUCAAGGAGGUAUCCUCAAACGUUCCGCGUUGAACGCCACUCUCCAGAGAAGAAACCCGGUAGCGGAUGGUAUGGAGAAGCUCCAAUACGGACCAUCACGAUCUUGCCACCAAUCAAUGCAACGUAUAAUCUUGACGAAGAGGAUCCUAUGACGGUUGCAGGUCUACUGGUUCAGGAUGACCUCGCUCUAAUGAUCAAAGGUAACGACGAUGUAUACUAUAUGCGUUCUGGGGCAAUUUGUACUGCCGGGUUCUGGAGAUUGGAAGAUAAAAUAGGGCUGUCUUUGGACGACAUACAUUAUCAUGGUAACGUUCCACAAUACGAACAGAAAUUGAAGACCAGUCUCAACAGAUUCUUGCAACGUCUGCCCGUCGAUAAGCUCAUCCAGCGCAACAACUACUUUUUCAAAAUUGUCGCAGAUCCCGCUCAUCCCCACGAACCACUCGAUCCCCAUGAAUUAGGCUGGGCAGAAUCGACGGUCGGUGAUGAGGACGCGUUCGAGCCUGGCUCAGGCCUUGGGCUGCUCAAUGAGCUCCCACCAUCGCUUUCCUCCGACGUCGCAUACGAGCAAUCGGAAUCGACCGUGAAGCCAAGCAUGAUGAGGCUUAGGAUGGAACGACAGACACUGCGUCGGUUGCCGAAGACGGGGGCGAUCAUAUUCACUAUCAGGACGUAUGUCGUCCCUGUCGAGGAACUGGUGAAGGAGGUAGGCGUUCCAGGAAGAAUGGCUAGUGCGAUCAGGAGCUGGCCCGAUGAUGUUGCUGGGUACAAGAGCAGAUCGAGUUACGCGCAUCAUGUCUUGCCGUAUUUUGAUGAGUGCCACAGAAGACAGGUGGAGGAGGGCUUGCUCAAGGCAGACGAUCAACCUCAGACGGAUUAUCCUUUCUAAACAUCUGUACGCUGUACGCACGACUGCUUUGAGGCACCGCUCAUCAUGUAGUCGUAUAUACGGACGAGAGACGUUGAUGACCUGCCAUGACAUG
This is a messenger RNA of Heterobasidion irregulare TC 32-1, 1434 nucleotides long. RefSeq lists its product as uncharacterized. The transcript is spliced from 10 exons. NCBI's taxonomy places the organism in Eukaryota, Fungi, Basidiomycota, Agaricomycetes, Russulales, Bondarzewiaceae. The record is from RefSeq and is a predicted model, not a curated record. The annotation marks the transcript as partial.